AUGGCUGUGUUGAACUCAAUGCGUGGAUUUUCGAAGAGGAAAAUGAAGCGCCAAAAGCAGUAUCGUCGCAGGACAAGCCUGAUGAAAAAGGCCUACGAAUAUAGCAAGAUGUGUGACGCAGAUGUAUGCGUAGCUCCGAAGUUGAUUACGGAUCGGGACCUAGAGGAGGCUAGGGAUGACGCAAAUAUUACUAUCGGACAAUGA
Molecule: messenger RNA, 204 nt
Organism: Penicillium alfredii
Lineage: Eukaryota; Fungi; Ascomycota; Eurotiomycetes; Eurotiales; Aspergillaceae
Exons: 2
Coding region: 1-204 (67 amino acids)
Molecular function (GO): DNA binding; protein dimerization activity
Source: RefSeq, a predicted model, not a curated record